Molecule: messenger RNA, 7743 nt
Organism: Capsaspora owczarzaki ATCC 30864
Lineage: Eukaryota; Filasterea; Ministeriida; Capsasporidae
Exons: 2
Coding region: 14-7261 (2415 amino acids)
Cellular component (GO): nucleus; exosome (RNase complex)
Molecular function (GO): protein binding
Source: RefSeq, a predicted model, not a curated record
GUUUUUGACAGGCAUGUCGUCGUACAACGAGCGCAGUCGCGAGCUCGACCGCUUCAGCGCCCACCGAUAUCACAGCGACGAGGACCCAGACUCGUUCGACGCAUUGAUCCGUCGGCGAGAGAGCGGCAUCGUCGAGAAGCCGCAGCCAGCAGAAGGCCCGAAGCACGCUUUGAAAGCUCCUCGCUCGGGCGGUCCUGGAGCCGUGCGCCCGAAUCCCAGCUCGAGUCGUGGGAAGCACCAUUCGUCAGGCUCCAUGUACACGUCAUCGUCGUCGUCGUCGUCGGCGGCGGCGUCCUCGUCGACUGGGUCGUACACUCAGCACAGCAGGCACGAUCCACGCUUUCAAGAUGGCCGUCGAGCGCCAUCAUCAUCAUCAGACCACAAGGCAUGGCAACCACAAGCGCAACCAGCACAGCAACAGGAUCGGUACUACCACCCCUCAGAAGUAGCAGCUCAAGGACAAGGACAAGGACAAGGACAAGGUCAAGAUCAAGCUCAACCGCACGCAAGGCUUCCAUUGAUCGAGUACUACGCGCCUGAACCACAAGCCAGCUCCAAUCCAUACUAUCAAGGCAUGUCUGCACAACUGCAAGGGCAGCAGUCGUACCAGAAUCUGCCGUACGAGCACGGCUAUGCGCAGCCACCGCCUUCCUGGUCUGAGGAGACAUUCAUCCCGCUCCCGUUCUUGAGUGUCGCGUCAAGUGCCACCGCACAAGCGCCAGAUGAGCAGGCUGCGGCUCUUCUACAGUUUCCAAUGUCCCAAGCCCAGCAGCAACCACAGCAGGAUUGGCAGCGCUAUCAUGACGGCACCGACCAACUCUCAGCCGCGGCAAAUGGAGCGCCACAGCUUUUCAGCGCACCUUAUUCUGAGCCUCAUCCGUCGGACGUACAGUCCGAGCUGCAGCGCCUGGACGAAUUGGAAGCACAGCUGGCGACACGACGGCAACAACUCCGCCUGCAGGCCUUGCAACAGCCGCUCGCUUCACAAUCACAACACGAACCACACCCAACAUUGGUAGCAUCACAACAGCUACAACAACAGCAUCAGCUACAACAACCACAACAACAUCAGCACCAACAACAUCAGCUCCAACAACAACAGCAACAACACCAACCAUUCGCUGCAGUACAACACUUAUCACAACCGCAACACAACCAGCAGCUGUUUGCUCUCCAAGAACAGACGACGGUGGCACAGCAGCCAUAUGCAUCGCAUCAUCCACUUCAAAAUCAACAACACCAGGGUUUCACAUCAUUCCGAGAGCCAUUCCUCCAAUACUCUGAUCUUCAUCCUAGUCAACCGUUUGGACACGCCAGUCGCGAGCCGAGUCGAAGCGCCAGCCCGUUGCCAACCUUUGUGGUGCAGCCAAGCGAUCAAAGCUCUGCGUUGAGUACCGCGGAAGCGCCAAAGCCGAUCAAACACGCAAAGCGGCCACUAGCGCACUCGUUUUUUGAGCAGGACCUCUCAGCUGUUGCUGCUGCGACUCCUGUCCAGGCUUCAACGACCAAUCGUCGACCUCUACUCUCGUUCGCGCGCCGCUCUCCGUUCCAGCCAGGCCUUCCCAGCGAGCGCAUGGAUGACGCGAUGGAAUUGGAUUCUGAUCGAGACCAGAGCGACGCGUCGUCGCUUUCUGCGGCUGACCGGAUGCGCAUGCUCAGGCAGCGCGCUUUGGAAGCCAAGCGAGCGUUGAAGACAACACGCGAGCAGCGCGUUACAUCUCCCCACGAGUUGCCGGUCGUCGAGGUCCCGCCCGUCAGCGUCUUGCCGAAAAACCAAUCCUCGUCUGGCGGUCCCACGAUCGCCAGCUCUUCUGGACAGGAAACAAUCCCCGUUCCCGCCAACCUCGUGGCAGAUGCUGCACUGCACCAGUUGACAUCGCGGGAGCCCACCCCAGUUCCAGGAAAGCCGACACAGGACAACCUGGUGUUGGUCUUGUCCGACAGCGACGACGAAUCCAGCUCCAGCGAUGAGGCAACUGACAGCUACCAACGCUUUGCAGUCGAUCACGGUCGCAAGCGCAUGGAAGUUUUCAAGGCCAACAUGGCUCGGGCAGCCCAAAGUUCCCCGCAACCGUUCAGUGGUAGUGCAUUCGUUUCGCAGCCAGCAGUUGCUCCAUCUUCGUCUCAACCUCCUUUUGUCGUGUCGAGUACACGCACUCAUCAGCCCGGCGCUCUGUCGCAACAAGGCCCGGCUGGUCUGCUGAAGCGAGUCACGACUGCGAAUGUGUUGGCGCGCACAGAUUCGGGACUUCAGCAAGCAGCAACUUCCGACCUCGUUACCAGCCUUCCUCUUGAAAAGCAAGCCGAGUACAUGCGUCUCAAAGAAAUUCUUGCAAAACGGCAGACAUCCAGCCCUGUAACUCCUUUGGCUUCGGGCACUUUGCUCGCCUCCACUGAACCGCCAGCGACAGUGACCGUGUCCGCGUUGCCUCGAGCACCGUCAUUGGCACCAUCCGUGCCAGCAACGACCAAGAACACUUCUUCUCAGAUCGCAGUGUCUCCAGCAACCAACUUGGCCGUCAAUGUGGCACAGCCAUCACUACCAGCAGGAGCACCAGCAGUCGCCAGCGGCGCCUCCAGCAGCGCUCAAAGCACUGCUGAUGAAGUAAUUUCCACUCUCGCACACCAAGUGAGCCAGUCGGAGACGAAAGUGAAGGUUCUUCGAGCACACAUUGCAGAUGAACGGACACGCUUGAACACCACAGUAGCACAGCGCGACGAUGCAGCCGAGGUCUGCAUUCGGCAAGAACAACGGAUGGCGGAGCUGAAGAGGGAGCUCCUUUCGCUCGACAAGACGCUGGUUGCUUCUCACCAGACACGUCGAAACCUGGACAAGGCUGUCGCGGAAGCUGAACAAGAACUUGUCAAAAAAGAAUCAGAGUUAACUGCCAUCGAGCGCCAAAUUGCAGACUCCAGACGACAACUGAAGCUCUUCGAGGCAUCACGCCAGCGCAUGCUGCACGAGAAGACCAGCACGAUCGAGCAGCAAAUUCGCACUCUUCGUCGUCACGUUGAAGUUCAGGAACAAAAGCAACUGCAGCAACAGCAACAGCAGCAGCAACAGCAGCAACGUGAGCAACUACAGCAGCAGCUGCAACCCGAGCAAGACAGCCUCAAAGACCCACUGAACUCCGAGCCACUUCAAGCAGCUGAAGGUGAUGCCGAGGAGGCUGAUCAAGCUGCUGCAGAUCAACAAGAACAAGCAGACCAAGCAGACCUUCAACCGACACCCAUGUCCAUCGAGUCGCGUCAAACACUUGUUGAGAAUGGAAGGCCAAUCGCCUCGUUUCCCUCUUCGACAGUGCAACCACAAAUCUCAAACUCCUUGCAAGAAGAACAGCCUGCGUCAGCAGAUUUUUGGUUGGUCGUCGCACCACCCCGCGCGAGCCAGUCGAGUUCAUCGAGCGCACUGUCUGCGAAUGUCGGUGCAAUCCUUGACACGGCCGAGCUACACAAGCGGCAGAGACUCUUGAAAACGUUCGCUGGCGUUGUGCGCUCGUAUGGGUUGCGAUUCGAUCGUCUGGCGAUUUCUGCAUCGUUUGCUGCAAUCGCCAACGCCGUCCUUCCCUCUACGGUGGAUGUAGUUUGUGACAACAGUGCGACAGCAGUCGUAGGCAGCAACGUGGACGCCACCAGCGACACGUCUCAAGCCCCUCACGCCAAACCAAUGGCACAGGAACCUCAGCCUCAAAUUCGCAAAACACGGGCAGUCGCCGACACGGCUUUGCUGAAGCGAGGAAUGCAACAGCGCUGCAUUUUGUUGGAUGCAUUCAGUGCUGUCGUGCAGUCGAAUCCCAGCGAUGCCACUCGCGCGGCCAAUCUCCAGCACUCUAAUGCAACGAAGCGACCGCGCGUGUACGAGCCGUACGAAAGUCCCUUGCUCCAAUUCCGCUCGUACCGUCUCAGCCCCUUCUACCGAACGCAGGCUCACCGCACCCUUACAUCAUUGACACACUCGAGUAAUCUCGACAUGAUGCGUCCACUGUGUCAUUUCGAUCUGCUGGGGACCUGCAACGAUGAAAAGUGCGCCUUCCAGCAUCUCCGAUCACUGAAGCAAGAUGACGAAGCCAUUUAUCAAAAUCUCGCUGCGUACGCCAUCAAAGAAUCGCUUGACAGCGUGGACAAGAAUAGGAAUGUACUCCUCGCGCGCGGAGUACCGCCUCCAGCAUUUUCGACGAGGACUGAUCAAAAGGUUGCACUGCAACUUCGGGCGCACCUGCUUGAACGGCGCGCAGAGUUUGCCAGCAACGGCGUUUCACUCGAGGACGCUUCGUUGAUGCUAAUCAUGGCGGUGAAUCAACACAACAAGCGCCGUGGCUUUGGACCCCCUUCUGUUGUCUCACCCAUGACGAUCAGGGCUGGUGUUCCCAACGUGAAUGCACCCGACGACGAGCAGUCAGAUUCCAAGCACACCAGCGCCAAGACCGGCAACACCUUGACCAGCAGCACCUCGACCAGCAGCACAUCGACCGGCAGCACCUCUGCAGCUUCAAGCUCUGGGGUGCUUGAUCUGGGUCGUGUCGCGGAAGCCAUCAGCCCCCGACGGCCUUUGCUCUCCCUGCAGGCUCUUGAUGAGCAAGGUCAAGCAAGCCAGCCUGGCGAUCCUUCUGCCAUCUCAAGCUCUUGGGCGGGUAGUGAGAUUUCGACCAAGUCCACGGUCCGCUACCACCAACCAGGGGCGGCUCAAAGCCGCCAAGACCUUGAGCAGCAACUCGAUGCCGACCCACACAACGAGGAUGCGUGGCUAGCUCUGGCCUGCCAAUUGAUGGAGCCAUUCCCCUCCGCAAAUCCUGCAAACAUUGCGCCUGACGCUGCUAGGCUGCCCGUCCCGAAUUACCAGGCCGCUCUCAGCGCGCUGUCAACCGCACUCGAGUCGCAGCAGGCCAGUUCGACGCUGUGGACUGUGUAUCUGGAUUUGUUUCAUCGCCAGGCUGUGCUCGCCGGCACUCAGAAGGACGGUGCGCACGUUGACGAAAUGCGGGAAAUGUAUGCUACGGCAGUCACCCUGGUGCCACAGCCCUUCCCAUUGUUUUGGCACUGGCUGGAUUUCGAGUCGACGCGCGCCGGCAAAUCGAGUGUUUUGCUCGCCAUUGUGAAGCACUGCGUGGAAGCUUUGACCUCGUUCUCGAGCAUUGGGAAUCGAGCGAGUGCGACGCCUGCGCUUGCUUCCGCUUAUCGUGUGUGGCUGCUUGAUUCACUCCUGUCUAUCGUGCAGCUGUUUGUUCUUGCGGGCAACCUUGCUCAAGCCUGCCAGGUGCUCGAGGCGUGUUUGGCGCUUGAGCUCCAAACGAGGGCGGAUUGGGUGGAUCCAGACUUGUUCAUUCGCGCUACCGAGCUUGUCGGAGUUGGGUGCAAGAGUGUUCUUUGGCUUUCUUACCUCCAUUUGCUCGCCCACCACACGCUGCCCGUCAACUUGUUUGACAUGCGAGACUGUGGCUUGGGUCGACUGGUAAUGGAUGCCAGGACAAUCACCAUUGCCUGGGAUUCGAGCGUGCGCUUGUCGCCUUCUUUGUCGAGUGCGCAAGCCGCCCCGCCCGUGUCUCCAGUGUCCAUUGCUCCCGUUUCUGUGACUCAACUGGCACAGCUUUUUGGGCAAGCACAAGCGCAAUUGUUCGCGCAAAACCCCAUUCCGCCCUCGAAUCGCGAUGCGCCGUUUGCGUGCGCUCUCGAGAGCUUCAUCAUCAAUCAAGUUCGAUUUAACGCAGCGUUUAUUAGUGCGCAGUCGGCCAUUCAAACCGCCGAGGACUACGUUUCCAUGGGUUGGUUGGCCGUCGAUUUGCGUUGCCUGUGCGCUUCCAUUCAUGCUUCGGACCAGGUUUCCGGCUCGCAGCUGCUCUGUGAAAUGGCUGCGUCUACAGUAGUAAACGAAGCACACUCUGCCAUGGCUCUCUGGUAUCGCGCCGCACGGUUCCAGCUCGACGGAAACGGCACAGCUGCCUCCCGGCAGAUUGCGCUCAACUGUCUGAUCCGUGGUGCGCUCCAACCGUUUGAUCUCAGUGGCAUCUUCGAUGGCCAGUUUAGUAGCCUUGCCCGCAGUGUAGAUGGCAUUGAUGCACAGCCGUCUCGCGCGUUGAUGCUACUUGCCUUUGCUCUCCUCUCGCAGCUGGCGCGCCGACCUCUCCCCUACCACUUUGUCGUGCCUCCGCUGCUCGUUCCUGAUCUGCGCAUGGAUGGAUUUGCCAUCACUCAUCUCUCGCUUGCGCUGUUUCUCCAGCUUUGCGUGGCGUGUCGAAACGUUAGUCCCAAUGCCCCACCACUUGCAACAUCGAGUGAGGAGGAAGCAGCGGAUGCUUCGCUCGCGGACACAGAGGCGCACCUGUUGCGCGCUUUUGAAAACGAGUACCACCCUUGUCUGCCAUUCACCGAUGAUGCUCGUCAGCAACUGACCAAUGAGCUGCUCGGCGUGUUUGAACGAGGGCUCUUGGCAUGUGCUCUUUCAAGGCGCGACACCAUGCAGCUGUGGUCUGACUUUGUAUCUACGAUGGCGUCAGAGGUGUCUGCCAUUGUGACUGCUGAAGGAAUGGCGUCGAAUGAAGCCAAGCAGGCGAUGCGGCGUCUGACUCUGCUGAUUCAUCGAUGCACUGCCAGCGCAGAGUCGUCCCGACCAAAGUAUUGGCGCAAUGGUCAAUUUUCCAUGUGUCGGACCGAGGACGCUGUGCUGUUUGCAGAGCGGGUUGCUUCUGGCGCUGAAGACCCCAUUACUACCCAGCAGUCACAACUUGAUGCUCUAGAGCUCAUUCCUGCGUUGCUCCCAUCCUCGGCUGCUGGCGACGAGUUCCUGCAUCAAUCAAGCAAGCAUCUUACCCACAACGUUUUGCUUGCGUUGCGACUCGCUGCCAAAAGCCCGCAACAAUUCCGCUUGACAAGAUUUUUGCUUGCCAGCCCUCAAUGCGAAGCUCUCUGGAAUGCCGCGACGGCCCUGUCUCGAGUAGCCGCGUCACCCGAUUCUCCCGCAACCAAGCAGCUCGCGGCGACUCUGGCUGUGUUGCUGUACAGCGUGCGCGCCCUACCGCUGCACGCAAAUCGGUGGAAACAUCUUGCUGCGUUCCUGUCCAUCCAUUCUGCUCAGCUUACUGCGGACGGCGUUCUGCAUCCCAAGGGCUCUGUUCCAUCGGCUCCAGCAGCCAGCCCCACCGAGGCGAUUAUCCAGGCCAACCAAAGCAUCUUGGUCUCGCAACACGCGCUUGUGAACAUGGCCCAACAAUUCGGCGUGGAACUAGCAGGCAUCAUCGAGGUCGCUCGAGCCAUCAACAAAAUCUAAAGGCAACUGGAACUGGAAAAUCGUCAGGGGGGGUGGAAAUUGAAGUGAAAAUGGUCGGGGAGGUCAAGUGAACAAGCAACGAGAAAGACAAGGUGGUGGUUGUGGUGGUGGUGGUGGCGAUGAGAAGCAAGGGUGAACAAGUACUGCAUGGCCAUGCCGCAAGUCAACCGACCCUGGGUUGUCAAUCUAUCUUUGGCUUAUCUCGCCGCUCGAGCUUUCCAAGAAGUUCAAGGCUCGUUGGAUAAAUCUCGAUGAGUACAAGCACCAUGUUGUUUGGUAUGCACGCGUUGGGGCGCGAGAUGGACAAAAGUAGCCGAGUCAAGAGUACCAGGUUACCCUCCCAAAGCCGCUGGCUACGACCUUACAACACUGGUCUUGGUAUGUGGACCAGUGUUGUCAGAUGAGCAAGUAGAUCUACAGUAGUGCAUCUGUUCUUUUCCUGAUGUUUUGUCCUGCAUAAUCGAAAUUCUUCGUUCAACACU